Messenger RNA from Exophiala spinifera, 1116 nucleotides. RefSeq lists its product as uncharacterized. The transcript is spliced from 5 exons. The coding region runs from base 1 to 1116 and encodes 371 amino acids. Gene Ontology annotation, cellular component: membrane; Golgi apparatus. Gene Ontology annotation, molecular function: alpha-1,2-mannosyltransferase activity. The record is from RefSeq and is a predicted model, not a curated record. Lineage: Eukaryota; Fungi; Ascomycota; Eurotiomycetes; Chaetothyriales; Herpotrichiellaceae. Gene Ontology annotation, biological process: cell wall mannoprotein biosynthetic process; protein N-linked glycosylation; protein O-linked glycosylation.
AUGGGCGAGCCGUUCACCAUGACAGCAUUAUUACGGGCAGACGACGUCGGCAACCGUAAGCCAUCGCGCAAUGACUCGGCGUUCAUCGCCCUGGUUCGAAAUGAAGAGUUGGGCGGGAUCGUCUACUCGAUGCGUCAGGUCGAGCAAAGCUUUAACUCGAAAUUCCAAUACCCCUGGAUUUUCUUCAAUAACGAUCCGUUCACCGAUGAGUUCAAACGCCGCACGGCCUCGGAGACCCAAGCCGCAUGCUUUUAUGAGCAGAUCCCCAAGGAGCAUUGGGAUGUCCCGGACUCGGUCGAUAGGGACACGAUGGCCCGGCGGAUGGCCGAGAUGCUUUCUCAGGGGGUCAAACAUGCGUCAGACUUGAGUUACCACCAAAUGUGUCGGUGGUAUUCAGGCUUUUUCUACAAACACCCGGCACUCGACAACAUUCGGUAUUACUGGCGCGUGGAACCGUGGAUACAGUUCUUCUGCGCCGUCGAGUACGACGUGUUUCAAUACAUGUCGGAUAACAACAAGGUGUACGGAUUUACGAUCAAUAUAUACGACGACCCCCUGACCCUGCCAUCAUUAUGGCCGCAGACGCUCGACUUCAUCGCCAAAAACCCUCAACAUCUCAGCCAUCAAAUGGCUUGGGGUUGGCUCACCGACAGCACGGGGCGACCAGAACACAAUGCCCGGGCCAACGGGUAUAGUACGUGCCAUUUCUGGAGCAAUUUCGAAAUUGGCGACCUCGAAUUCUGGCGACACCCUGCCUACGAGUCUUACUUCCAAGCUUUGGAUCGCACGAACGGGUUUUUCUACGAACGAUGGGGAGACGCACCGGUCCACAGCAUCGCGCUGGGGCUCUUCGCGAACGUGUCGAGUAUACACUGGUUUCGAGAUAUCGGCUACCGUCAUACCGUCUACACCAACUGUCCCGCUUCGGAUCGAUGUCAGGGCUGCCAGGCCAACAAGUUUGCGCCCGUGGCGUUUUGGCUCAACGGGGAAGAUUGCCGUGUUUGUAUCAGCGGUCUCACGCUUCAGGAAAACCAUUUUCUGACGCCUCCCGGUGGCACUAUGAUUGAUUACCUGAGGUCAUCUUGGCCAUGUUCAGAAUCGGUCUCAGAUCCGUAA